UAGACAGCAUGUGUUUUGAUGUGUUGUUUUAAAUCACAUGAAAAUCACAUUUUUUUUAUCGUUUGAUUUAAGUUUUUUAAAACUAAAUUAAAAGACAAUUUGUUUUUGUUUUUUUGUGUGGAUUUCAUCUACUAAUUCAAGACUAGAUUAUAUCAUUGAAGAAGUGAUUAGUAAAAGAUAACAACAAAAACAAUAAUAAUGCCAUCAAAGGCAAAGAAGUUGAAGACACCGAUAAAGUUGGAGAAGAAGAAGACGACGGCGACGACUAAUGAUGACAAUAAGGAUAAUAAACGAAAGACACCGAAACAGUUGGUGACUAAAGAAGUAGUGUCGUCGACGACGAAAAAGGUGUCAAAUGAGACACCGAAACAAUUAGAGAAAGAGUCAGCACCUCUGCCGUCGUCGUCUUCGCCGCCGCUCUCCAAGACAUAUGUGUCGACCAACAAACUCCAAGAAGCGAUUGAAACACUGAAGAAAGUAGUAGCCGUUCGCAACAACGAAGCCCUCAAAAAGGAUAAACUACCGCUAAUUGAUGACCAAAGCGACAGCCGAUUUGUACACUUGCAGAUCAACUACAAGAAGAUUAACUUAAAUAAAUCGAUUUAUAUCCAAUCGAUAAGUUUGCCGAAUCAUUGGCGACACGAAACUGCUUGUGAAACCUGUCUUAUUGUUGACGAUGUUAACAAAGAGCGGCUGAAAGACAGAGAUCUGGAUUUAGACACAACUAAACAACAUUAUAGAGAUCUAUUAGAUGCCAGUAAUGUCGGCGAAUUGAUCAGCGAAAUAUUGCCGCGUCGGGAGCUGAGCACCGAAUAUACGAUACCCGAAGCCAAACAACGUCUUUGUCGCGGAUUUGACACAUUUCUCUGUGACCGCAAACUAAUGCAAAAUAAGUUUGACUUUUUGCCACAAUUUCUCGGCAAAACUUUUUGGAUCGACUACAAGAAGGUUCCGCUUCCCGUUGACCUCAAAUCGACAACAUUGCGCGCCGAUCUCGAGGCCAAACUCAAUCAAACACACCUUUAUGUUACCGGAUUUGGGGACACUCAUUGCAUCACUAUUGGUCUAGUAAAUCAAUCGACUGACCAAUUGUUGGCUAAUUUGGUGGCCGUACUCGAGUUUGUGUCUCAAAAGUUUGGCAACAAUAUACGAUCGCUGUCCAUCAAAACUGAUAAGUCAAUGGCCAUAACUUUUUAUCUCGACUGCGGUCUUAUUAGUGACAUAUAUCUUGAACGCAAACACAGCGAUCAGUCACCGAUUGAGGACGACUUUUCGCAUUUCUUGAACGCCAAACUUAAGGUUUUCAGGUCGGGUGAUGUCAAAGUAGUAGCCAACGAUGAUGGUGUCGAUGAUGAUGAUGCUAUGGACGAGGAUAUGGUGGCCGAGAAACAAUUUUUGGCCAUCACUGAGAAGGAUGACAAACGAAAAAAGGCGUUUAAAGAGAAAAUGAAAAACAAUAAAACAUUGAAUAAUAGACAUAAGAGAAAGACAUUCAAAUUGAACGCUAAGAAGAAUAGACCAGUCAAGCGAAGACUAGGAACCAAAUCCAAUGAUAAUAACAAUACUAAUGAUAGUAAUAAUAAUAAUAAUGAAUAAAUUAUAUUAUUUU
Messenger RNA from Oppia nitens, 1609 nucleotides. RefSeq lists its product as uncharacterized. The record is from RefSeq and is a predicted model, not a curated record. The transcript has 3 exons. NCBI's taxonomy places the organism in Eukaryota, Metazoa, Arthropoda, Arachnida, Sarcoptiformes, Oppiidae. Bases 199 to 1596 code for a protein of 465 amino acids.